This is a messenger RNA of Macrosiphum euphorbiae (potato aphid), 2268 nucleotides long. The record is from the annotation of a GenBank genome assembly. NCBI's taxonomy places the organism in Eukaryota, Metazoa, Arthropoda, Insecta, Hemiptera, Aphididae.
AUGGGCAAGAAGGGCAAAAAGACUAGAUGGCGGGAGCUGCCCAUCACCCUGGCGGAUAAACCAUAUGCGGCUGCCGAACAACCGUCUGGCCGUCACGCGACGGACCAGAAACCGGCGAAUUUUGCCGCGGCGGCAGGCAGACGAAGUCAUCACACUCAACACCAAACUACGUACCAACAGCAUCAGUUGCCGAACAGAAAUAACAAUUCAACGGGUGUCAGUCCACAGAAUAAUCAAGUGGAAUCUUCGACAGUCACGUUUAACGAGGAUGAAUACACAAAGAUCACAACUCCUAGACAAGACGUUUUGUUCAAAAAAGGUUACUUGGGAAGACGCAAGCACAGUAGUGUACCAGUCAUUACUGAAGUUUUAAAUGAAAAUGAAGACGGUGUUUCAAUUGAUAUCAACCCUUUGGACGAGUUGUGUGCUUACGGUGAAUAUGUUGACCCGUCUAUGAUGUACAUCCUUAGUGGCGGCGGAUACGAGAUCUACGAUCCGUACACUGGUAUAGCGACCAGGCUGAUGGGACCUCCACCGGGUCAUUUUCCGCCUGUCGGACAUCCGAUGCUGUACCAGCCGAUGCCGAUGCAACCCGUCGACUGGUACAACCCUUCGAACGCAACUUCCGACUGGAUAUCCGGUGGUACCGUUUACCAGCCGAAUAACAGAUACCACAAGAGAUCAACGACUGCCGACGCUCAGCAGAACGGCAGUGCUCAGAGUUCAGAAGUGGGAAUCGGUGGUGCCCAGGAAUCGAGUCUGGACGAUCAGCAGAGUUUGUAUCAGUCAAUGCAGCCAUAUAAUAUGUACCCCGGAUAUAUGUUUGGCGCUCCUAUGUACAAUUAUAAUGGUGUAAGCAUUCAAGUUCCACAACCACAGUCUCCUCCUUCGCCUUCAAUUAGUUGUGAUUACACCAACGGAAAACGGCGUAAGAAAAAGAAGCGUAGAAAGCGUGGAGACGUAACUGAUGAAUAUUCAGACUCUAGUUCGGAAGAACAAAAAAGUCAAUCAGGUGCUAGUUGUGACCUCGUACUGGACUCAGAAAAGACCUCUGAUUCGGGCGUGCUAACAAACAAUAGUGGAGGUUCGACACCUGUGAAUGUCAUACCCGUCCAGUUGUCCCACAGCGCACCACCAUUUCAUAUGGAAUGUCCACCACCAUUCGAGAUACUGCACGGAACACCGAUCCUCGUUCACCAUCAUCCGGAUCAAAUUGCCGCAUAUUACCAACCAAUACCACAAUACGCGGAACAAUUAGCCCCGAUUGGUUACCAGGUUAUACCAGAAGAACAAGCUGAAGCAGUAGAGAUCACCGAUGACCAACCAGAUACCGAACCGGCUCCCAGCUAUUCAGCAGAAAACUCUGACUCGGGCAUUAGCUCUCCGAAUAGUGAAGUAAUGGUCAAAGGGUCUACAGAAAAUAAACAUGAAAAACCACAAACUGUUAGUGGCAGCAGUGGACAGCCGGCGACUAAAAAAAGUAGAAAUAAAAAGAGCAAACAGCGAGAAAAAUCUACUACAGAAUCAGUCAUUAAGACGAAGAGUAAAGACUUACCGAAAAAUCAACACGAAGGAAGUAAGAAAUCGUCUAAAAUUGCUAAAGAACCGGCCAUUAUAAAAAAACUAAACGCCAAAAAGAACAAAGCUAGACCAGAACAAGAAAAAUUAGAAACUACAAAACCACUCAAAGAGGAUCAAUCGAAACCAGAGAUAGAAAACAUUUCAGAAGAAAUCAUUCAGUUGUCUAUCAGCCCGGAGACAGAGUGGAUCCAAGAAGAAGAAUUCUGUUCGUUGGAAUGCACUCCCAGGUCUACAACAGACCAUAUUCAAUUUAAAUUCACCAAGACACAAUCCCUCGAUUCUUGUGAAUCCGUGGAAGAGGAAACGUUUGCGACGGCGGUGAACACCGGAAAUUCAGAUACGGAAAACGAAAUUAGACAGGACGAAGUGGGAAAACUCGAAUUGGCAUCACCUAUAAAUGCAGCAGCAGUCCCGGGACCGAUCACGGAAGCCGUGACCAAAUGGUUAAACGAUCAGGGUGGCUUGAUGUUAUCCCCGUGUUUAGACGAUUCGGGCACCGAUGAAGGCGAACUCAGCGAAUACGACGAUUUCGAAGAACACCUAAGUACGACUAGUCCAAAAAACGUGCAAGGCAACCCUUACCCUGCGCUGUCUCGUAGUGACGGGUCAAGGGUUGCUGGUUCUUCAUCUCACGAUCAACGACAAAGCGGACUAAUAUCCAGUGGCAUAUGUUGUUUAACUCAAUAA